Puntigrus tetrazona (Sumatra barb) is the source of this 3030-nucleotide messenger RNA. RefSeq names its product transient receptor potential cation channel subfamily V member 1-like. NCBI's taxonomy places the organism in Eukaryota, Metazoa, Chordata, Actinopteri, Cypriniformes, Cyprinidae. Bases 469 to 2835 code for a protein of 788 amino acids. Gene Ontology annotation, molecular function: protein binding; calcium channel activity. The record is from RefSeq and is a predicted model, not a curated record. The transcript has 17 exons. Gene Ontology annotation, cellular component: membrane. Gene Ontology annotation, biological process: calcium ion import across plasma membrane.
UUACUCAACAGAGCGGUCAAAACAUAUAAAGUGCAGAUGACCUAAAUGCUGCUUCGAACCAAACGUGCUUCUCAAAGACGCGUAUUUGUUAUGUGUGCUCCAGCACAUUUGGGUAGUUAAGAUAAGUAGUGGAAUAUAGUGUUGCAAGAUGAGAAUGAAGCAUUUUAAGAAAGAGCUUGAUGACUUCUAGUGCAUUGUAUAAUAUGGAUGAUUAUAGAUGAGCUACAGGGCGUGGACAAGGCAAAACAUACGUAACAACAUACUCAAAAAAUCAAUACAAACUGCCUUUUUGGUAAGACUCUUAGUAACCUCAAAACGUCUAUUUCUCUCUGUCAUGAGAGAGAGAGAGAGAGAGAGAGAGAGCGCGCACAUGUUAUCGUACUCAAAAAACCUAGCUCAUUGAUACUGGACACAUCAUCUAACAGAUUAAAAAACAAGUUGCUUUAAUUUCUGCUGUAUGACAUCACUAUGAGUAAAUCAAGAGACAGCAGCCCCACAUUCUUCCUGGAGACGGAUGACCUGACAGAGGAGGAAAGGUCAAAGGCCAAACAGAAGAAAGGUGCCUCAAAGGACAAGAGACCCAUGGACUCUAACUACCUGGAUGAGACAGAGCAGCCUGCACAAACUAUUAAAUUUAACCUACACUUUGACAGGGGUAUCAGAAAGGUGAAAGAGGAACCAGCUCAGCAGGACAGUGAGAGGUUUACCCUCAAGAGGCUGUUUGAUGCCGUGUCCAGUGGCGAUGUGUCUAACCUGCAGGGUUUACAUCAGUACCUGCGCAAAAACAUGAAACGCCUCACAGACUCUCAAUAUAAGUCCAAUGGAAAGACAGCCCUGCUGAAAGCACUUUUAAAUUUGAAGGAAGGCGAGAAUGACACUAUUGAACAUCUGCUGGAAAUUGCAGAGAAACUGGGAGAUUUGAAAAAUUUUGUCAAUGCUGCCUACACAGACAGUUUCUACAAAGGUCAGACAGCACUCCAUGUAGCUAUUGAACGGAGAAGUGCAAAAUUUGUACAGAUGCUGGUUAAGAAAGGGGCUGAUGUCCAUGCGAAAGCCUGUGGGAAAUUCUUUCAGCCCAAUCAAGAAACAUGCUUUUAUUUUGGUGAGCUGCCCUUGUCACUGGCCGCUUGCACUAAUCAGCCAGACAUUGUGGACUUCCUUAUGAACAACCCUUACCAGGCCGUGGAUGUCAGGGAGAGGGACUCUCAUGGAAACACGGUGCUUCAUGCAUUAGUAUCCAUAGCUGAUAACAGUCCUGAAAACACAGAGUUUGUCAUCGCCAUGUAUGACCACAUCUUAAUCAAAGCAGACCAACUUCACCCCAAGAUCAAGCUGGAGGAUUUUGAAAAUAAUGAAGAUCUCAACCCACUCACACUAGCUGCCAAAACAGGAAAACUGGGGCUGUUAAAGCACAUCGUGCAGCGGGAGUUAAAGGGGCGCCGCCAUCUGUCGCGAAAGAUCACGGAGUGGGCCUACGGUCCGGUGUGCUCAUCUCUGUAUGACCUCGCCUCUCUCGACACCUACGGCAAGAACUCCGCGCUGGAGAUAAUCGUUUAUGGCAGUGAGAUUCCUAAUCGCCUUGAGAUGCUCAAUAUUGAGCCAUUUAACCGACUAACUGAAGAGAAGUGGGAGAGAUUUGCCAAACAGAUGUUCUUGUUCAGUUUCAUUGUUUAUGUUAUCUACCUUUUCAUAUUCACUGCAGUAGCUUAUCACCGAGAAAUGGGAAACGACUUUAACAGCACAGAGUCAUCAAAUUCCCAAUUUCUUAGCAGAGACUAUUUGUUUCUGACUGGAUGUAUCAUAAGUAUCAUUGGAGCACUUUACUUUUUCAUAAGAGGGUUGAUAGACUUAUUUAGGAAGCGUCCAAGAUUUCAGUCCCUGCUCAUAGACGGAUACACCGAUCAGCUUUUUUUUCUGCAGGCCGUGCUCUUCCUGGCUUGUGUUCUACUCUACUGCUUUAGUAAUGAUGAAUAUGUGGCCUGUCUAGUUUUGAGUCUUGCCUUGAGCUGGGUAAAUCUACUCUACUUCUCCAGAGGGUUCAAAAAUAUGGGAAUCUACAAUGUCAUGAUACAAAAGAUGGUUCUUGGAGAAAUUCGUCGAUUCCUUGUCGUGUACAUGGUCUUCCUCAUUGGGUUCUCUACAGCUGUCGUAACUCUGAUUGAUAAGGAGUCUAUCAACAAUGACAAAAGAACAAACAUUUCUGAAAAACAACUGAAUAAUGACAGUCCUCAAGGAACUUCUGAGCAGGAAAGUGCUGAUGAGCAGAAGAACAAAUUCAAGAGCAUUAGCUUCACCACUCUGGAGUUGUUCAAGUUCACAAUUGGCAUGGGAGAUCUGGAGUUCACCGAUCAAUUUCAAUAUACAGAGGUCUUCUAUCUGCUGCUAAUUGUGUAUAUAGUAAUGACUUACAUUUUGAUGCUGAACAUGCUGAUUGCUCUGAUGAAUCAAAGAGUGGAUGAGAUGUCUGUAGAGAGUGCCAACAUCUGGAAACUACAGCGUGCAAUCACCACCUUGGACAUGGAGUGGAUUCUUCCCCAGUGUCUGAAGAUAAAGCUGCGCUCUGGGCAAGAGAAGGACCUAGGUGGGGAGCAGGAGUCUGAUCAACGUUGGUGCUUCAGUGUGGAGGAAGUCAACUGGAACCAGUGGAAGAGAAACCUGGGUGUAAUUACUGAGGACCCAGGGAAAUGCCUGCCUGUACCUUCCCCAACUAAACUUCAGAGAGAGCCCAACCAGCACGGACUCCUGCAAACGUUCAGUAAACGUUGGACACAGAGACGACAACACAGAGAUGUACAGGAGCUGACUCCUAUAGCUGAGACCUCUAGCUCCGUCUGAUGUUUUUAUAAUUUGGAAUCUAUUUCAGUCCAUUUUGCAUUAACCUUUCAUUAUAACUAGUGCAAGAAUAAUUACAUAUUAUUGCUGGUUUAAACUUGACUGUGAUUAAUUAUUGAAGAACAAAUAUUAUACACAUCAAGGGUCAUUCCUUUUAUGCAUCAUAUCUUUUUAACUGUAUUAAAAAAUUUAUAUGCA